CGGACUUGCCUCAUCAUUGCCCCGGCAUCUUCACCGUGCAGCAGCUCUCUCUCAUCAAUCAUCCCUGUGUAAGGGCGGGCAGGGCGUGAUGACGUGCAGCGACAGGGUGAUGGCCUCUGGCGUGCAGUGCAUUGCGCUGGACUGACGAACGAAGUGUUUGAAAGAAUUGUUUGGCCAACAAGUCAAGGUCAAGAAUGGGGCAAUAAUCGCCGUGACCAAGGAACCCCCCGCGACAAAUAUCGCGUGUUACUCUUCAGUGAUGUCAGAAUGCGCUGUGCUGUCUGUCCACGCCGCCACCCACGGCAGAACAAACAACAAAAGGCCGCGAUGCAAUCAGGAACCAAUAUAUUCGUUCCUGAAUGCCUCAAGGCACACACAGCCGGCGACAUAUCAUGAAGCGUUUUUUUAUACUCUUUCGUUCGCUCUCUUACCAUUGGCAUCUCCUCCCCUCAGGAUCUCUGCCCUCCCUUCCUCUUCGGAUAGCCGCUACUAAACAGGCAGAAGAAAGCUCUCGAGGCAUCAUCCCGUUACCAUCAUGGCCGACCAGCAGGCAAAGACACCUGGGGGCGGCGACGACGACGAAUCGCAUCUCCCGCCUCAGGAGCGCAAGUCGGUCGUCAACGUCCCCGUGACGCCAGACAUCCGCCGAGACACCUACAGCGACCGGCAACAGCGGCGACGGUUGCGGCAUACAGAAAAGCCGGACCGAUUGCACGCGCAGGGCGGCUACUUUCCGGUGCAGCAGCAACAACAAGAAGCGGCGGCCGUCGUCGCCGCUGGCACACGUCGGCAGCGCACGCCGGAUCAUCUCACGGCCGGCAAUCAUGGCGUGUCACACCGUCGUCGACAGCAGCAGCAGCAGGGUGAUGAUGAUGGCGGCCCCCCCUCCUCGCUUCCCAAGCGGGUUAUAUCUGCGACCUUGACCGUGCCGCAGGUGGUGCAGUACGACAAGGACGGACAGUGGAAGAUAAAAGAUCGCGGCCAUCGUUCCACGCUGCUCAACUCCUUCGCCUACCUCUCCUCGGACCAAUGUCCGGUCGAGCACACCGUCAUCGCCUGGACGGGAGAGAUUGUCCAGGACCAGGCCUCCUACAAGGCGGCUUCUCCGUCGCCCAUCAACAAUGCAUCGCCUGUUCCGCCGCCGGCAGGCACAGCUCGAGUCAAACCCGAGGGGGAGACGACGACGACCACCACCACCACCACCACCACCACCACCACCAGCGCCGAGACGAUUAUAUCGCGCCGUGAAGCGAAGCAGCUCGAGGAUAUCCUGUACAACGACCCCGUGCGCACGAUCCCCAUCUGGCUCACCGAUGAUGACAACAACAACAACAACGACGACGACGACGACGACGAUGGAGGAGGUGAUGGAGGUGGCGUGACCUCGGACGGCGACGGCGGCAACGGCGGAAGCAUCAAGCUCGACAGGCAAUCCCGCUGGCGCGCCUUCGCCGAGCACGACAUGUUCGCCCUCUUCCACUACAAGCAGCGCACGCCCACCGCCGGCCGGCAAGAAGACGAGCGCUGGGACGACUACCGCCGCAUGAACGAGGCCUUUGCCGACAAGAUAUGUUGCGAGUACCAGCAACGCCAACACCAACACCACCACGGCGGCGACAACGACAUCGACGACGAUGACAAUGAAAAUGAUGAUGAUACAGUCGUCAUGGUGCACGACUACCACCUCGCCCUCGUCCCCGCGCUGCUGCGCCAGCGCAUGCCACACAUCAAAGUGUCCUUUUACCUGGCGUCCCCGUUCCCGACCAGCGAGCUCGUGCGCUGCCUGCAUCGACGGGCGGAAAUCCUCGAGGGCAUGCUGGGCGCCGACGUCGUCGCCUUCCAGGCGCGGCACUACGCGCAGCACUUUGCCAACUCGUGCGCCCGCAUCCUCGGCCUCGACGACGCCACGAGCGAGCGCAUCGUCAUCCCCCCCAACAAAGGCAAAGGCGAAGGCGAACAAGGGAGGAGGAGAACCGUCGCCAUCGCCGUGCUCCCGCAGGGCAUCGACGUCGAAAGCGUCACGUCCCUAGCCUUCACCGCCGACGUCGACGCCAAAUGCAAAGAACUACGAUCACUCUACGGCCAGAGCAGGAAACUCAUCUUCGGCUGCGACCCCCCCGACAGCCUCGGCGGCGUCGACAAGAAACUCCAAGCCUUUGCGCGAUUCCUCGACACCCACCCCGAGGAGUGGAAAGACAACGUCGUCCUCGUGCAGACGCACAGCCGCCCCGCCGCCGUCGCCGCCGAACACGCCGACCAACAAGACGCCGACGAGGCCAAGUACACCCACCGGGUCAACGAGCUCGUCAGCGCCGUCAACCAGGCCCACGGCUCCCUGGGCUUCGCGCCCGUGAGCAUGCACGCGCAGAAGAACCUCUCCCACGACGAGUACUUUGCGCUGCUGCGCGUGAGCGACGCGGCGCUCAUCACCAGCGCGCGCGAGGGCAUGAGCACCACGGGGCUCGAGUACGUGGUCUGCCAGCAGCGGCGUCAUGAUGAUGGUGAUGACGACCAUGACGAUGACCAUGGCAACGACGAAAACCAUGAUGGCGGCGGCAGCAGCAGCAUGCCGCACGGACAGCUCAUCAUCUCCGAGUUCAGCGGCACGGCGAGCACUCUGGACGAGGCCCUGCACAUCAACCCGUGGGACGUGGCCGGCGUGGCGGAGCGCAUCAAUGAGGCGCUCACCAUGUCGGCGGAGCGGCGCCGCGAGGUGCACGAGGCCUUAUACGAGCGCAUCAGGGAGAGAGAUGUCAAGUCCUGGGUCGACGACAUGUUGCGCCUGCUAGUAGCAGCACCCGCCGUGUUGACGACGAGUUGCGCCUCCUAGUAGUAGCACCCGCCGUCUCGACACAGGC
This is a messenger RNA of Purpureocillium takamizusanense, 2858 nucleotides long. RefSeq lists its product as uncharacterized. Gene Ontology annotation, cellular component: alpha,alpha-trehalose-phosphate synthase complex (UDP-forming); cytosol. The transcript has 2 exons. The coding region runs from base 536 to 2830 and encodes 764 amino acids. Gene Ontology annotation, biological process: cellular response to heat; fungal-type cell wall organization; trehalose biosynthetic process. NCBI's taxonomy places the organism in Eukaryota, Fungi, Ascomycota, Sordariomycetes, Hypocreales, Ophiocordycipitaceae. The record is from RefSeq and is a predicted model, not a curated record. Gene Ontology annotation, molecular function: catalytic activity.